Molecule: messenger RNA, 450 nt
Organism: Rotaria sordida
Lineage: Eukaryota; Metazoa; Rotifera; Eurotatoria; Philodinida; Philodinidae
Source: the annotation of a GenBank genome assembly
AUGCAUACAUUCAUUAUAAAUCUAUUUAUAUUAUUUUUAACUAUUUUAAAUUUUAUCGAACUUCGACCUAUAUCAAAAUUUGAACAAAAUCUUAUUCGACAACGACGACAAAAUCAAACUGAUAUUCUUUCCUAUCCAUAUGAUUCAACAAUUAUUAAUCAAGAUAUUAUCAAUGAUAUAUGGAAUUAUAUACAACCUAUAUUCAAUGAUCAUAUCAAUUCUCAUUUCAAUCAAUCAUCAAAAUCAGAAUGUAAACGAAUAACAAAUAAUAAAUAUAUUAUUAAUCAAGGUGAUUUCAUUGAAUAUUGUCUUGAAAAAAUUCUUAAUCAAGAUGGUAAAUCAUAUUCAAUGAAAACAACUGCUAUAUUGUAUAAAAUUGAUGGUACACAAAUACCACUUCAUCUAGCUGAGAGUAAUAUUGAAAUUGAAACAUAUAAUCAUCAUAAUUAA